Ictalurus punctatus (channel catfish) is the source of this 2401-nucleotide messenger RNA. RefSeq lists its product as uncharacterized. Bases 1049 to 2221 code for a protein of 390 amino acids. Lineage: Eukaryota; Metazoa; Chordata; Actinopteri; Siluriformes; Ictaluridae. The transcript is spliced from 2 exons. The record is from RefSeq and is a predicted model, not a curated record.
UGUGUGUGUGUGUGUGUGUGUGUGUCUCUGCACCACUUAACUCCUGUCUCCCAUUUUUACUGCAUUUGUAAAACUGGAGACACUGCAGGGGGAAACCACUCAAACCCUCUAGUGUGUGAAUCUCCCAGAGCUUACACAUUCAAACUCAAACUACACAAGCACUACAAACGUGUGUGUGUGAUUGUAUUUGUGUAACAAAUACAGUAACAGUAAACCGUUUUUGUGUUGAUCUUGAUGUAUGUUUUGGAUCACUGUCCUGCUGGAAGAUCCAACCACGGCCCAUUUGAAGCUUUCUGUCAGAGGCAGUCAGGUUUUCAUUUAAUAUCUGUUGAUAUUUGAUAGUCCAUUACGCCAUGUAUCCUUUCUCUGUCACUUUGGGGUGGUAGUUACAUCCAUCGACUUGGAUAAGCAAGUUACAAGCCAUCGAUAAGGGAAACCAGAGAUCAAGAUACAUCUCAGGUUUUAUUUAUCUAUUUUCAUUUAUUUAUUUUAAGAACUCACUUUUUACAUUCCUUCUAAUAAGUCGCCUAAAUGCAUUCUUAAGUUCAUUCUGCUUAAGGCACUCCACAAAAGCUUAGUGGAGUAGUACUCCAGCUACCCAGGAGUAGUUGAUUAAAAACAGUCGAGAGUAUUUGUUUAUAAAACUAAUUGUUGAAGCCCUAAAAAGAGCAGUGUUCCUGUGGACCUCAGGGGAAGCAGUAAGGAGCUCUGUUCAUUUGAGAACUUUAAGAAAAGUAACCUGGGUGAAGCUCUUGAUGAAUCUGGGAGAUGUUGAGUAUGUGCAAAAAAUUUAAAUAUAACAUUUAAAAAGUUUAAGAUUUCACAGCAUAUUUGUGUGUGUGUUAUUUCAGUAUUAAUGUUCUUGUUAUUAUUUAAAAACUUUUUUAAAAAAACAAAACAAACAAACACAUGUGCCAGGUGUCACGUAUCAGGAAGCUCUGGACUCCACUUCCCAUCAGCCACUGCACUGCACUACGUCACAUGACCACCUGCACCUAAUUCACGUUUUGAACGAAAGACCAACAAUCAGAAGCAGCAGAUCGCCAAGAUGGAUAUCUGGGGCGUCAGGAUGCCACCAAUGUUAGUGGAGUACUUUGCCACGUUGCGCCAACAGUCGGAAGAUUACCAAGCUGCGCUACGAAAGCAGCAGGAUGCCAGGAAUUACCUGGGCUUCAACUUACCGCCUAUGUUCAUGCAGGACUACGCCAUGCUACGCCAACAGGAGGAGGAGUCCAGGUACAAGGGGGAGUUUGUGUUCAGUACAGAGACCCAGCCCGGGACCGACAGGGUGACCUCAGAGCUCGAACCUGAGCUCCACGAGGUGGGCUCACCUGCCGAGCUCCAGCAAAGGGUCAGCGGGGAGGCACUAGCACCAGGCUUUGAUGUCCGAGUCCCAGUCAAGUCUCAAGUCCCUAAGGUCCCAGCCAAGCCUCGCGUCCCUGAGGUCCAAAUCAAGCCUCGCGUCCCUGAGUUCACGUUCAGGCCUACUGACCCAAAUGACCAAAUGCCGCUCACGCCCAGCCAAGCUCCGCUCACGCCACAGUCCGCCGACACGCACCGCCAAGCUCCGCUCUCGCCACAGUCCGCCGACACGCACCGCCAAGCUCCGCUCACGCCACAGUCCGCCGACACGCACAGCCAAGCUCCGCCCACGCCACAGUCCGCCGACACGCACAGCCAAGCUCCGCCCAUGCCCCAGUCCGCCGACACGGCCAGCCAAGCUCUGCCCAUGCCCAAGGUUCACAUAGUGACCUCAGAGCCUCAGCCUCCCCGUUCAGCUGAGGUCGUCGCUCAGACUCCCCGUUCAGCUGAGGUCAUCGCUCAGACUCCCCGUUCAGCUGAGGUCGUCGCUCAACCCGCCUGCUCCAUGGCAACUAGUGUUCCCCCCUUCUGCUUCGAGGAGACCCACGCUCCUCUCCCUGGCCGCACGGGGGACUUCUCUCGGCCUUCCAGUUCAGCUGGGGACGUCGCGCCGCUUUCAUGCUCUGCCAAGGAAAUAUCUCAGCCUCCCUGUGCCAUUGUAGAAGCCGCCCGGCCUCCUGAUUUUGCGGGGGACAUUUUCUCCAGGGAGCCAGGACCACCAGAUGGAGGACGUAUAAUUUUGGGCGCUCCGGGAGUAGCGCCCUUGGGGGAGGGUUCUGUCACGUAUCAGGAAGCUCUGGACUCCACUUCCCAUCAGCCACUGCACUGCACUACAUGUCACAUGACCACCUGCAUCUGAUUCACGUUUUGGUUAAUGAGCACUCGUGUAUAUAUAGCCAUUGUCUGCACUGAUUCACUGUCUUUUGUUGUAUUAGACUACCAUGUUACAUGUUUUGUUUCAUGCCACAGUAUUUUGCCUAGUUGUCGUAGUGUCUAUGUUUUGUUGUUUGUUCAUAUAAUAAAUGUUAUAUAUCUGUGA